Messenger RNA from Harpegnathos saltator (Jerdon's jumping ant), 1415 nucleotides. RefSeq names its product fructose-1,6-bisphosphatase (gene fbp). Gene Ontology annotation, molecular function: fructose 1,6-bisphosphate 1-phosphatase activity. The transcript is spliced from 4 exons. Lineage: Eukaryota; Metazoa; Arthropoda; Insecta; Hymenoptera; Formicidae. Gene Ontology annotation, biological process: fructose 1,6-bisphosphate metabolic process; fructose 6-phosphate metabolic process; gluconeogenesis. Gene Ontology annotation, cellular component: cytoplasm; cytosol. The coding region runs from base 264 to 1289 and encodes 341 amino acids. The record is from RefSeq and is a predicted model, not a curated record.
ACUAUCGAUUGUGUCGCACGCGACCGAGCGCCGUAUCGCGAAAUAGUAUCGUCGUGUAGGAGAGCCGGCCGAACACACACACGGGAACUCGAUACGGAAACGUCGCGCGCUUUCACUGGCGCGAUAACGCGCCAACUAGUCGCUUGACAAUCUUAUAUAACGCGACAACGUCAUCACGACCGGUCUCAGUCCCCUGCGGUUUGCUCCUCUGUUCGUCACGUUCGUCUUCUUCUCGCGUUCUCGGUGCGUUCGGUCGGGCCACGAUGGCGGCGAAAAACACAAUGUUAGACUCGGACUGCAUGACUCUCACGAGGUUCGUGCUGGCGGAGCAACGGAAAGUGCCAACCGCGACCGGCGACCUCAGCCAGCUACUCAACAGCAUACAGACCGCCGUGAAGGCUGUCAGCUCGGCCGUGAGGAAGGCCGGCAUCGCCAACAUGUACGGUAUCGCCGGUAACACCAACGUUCAGGGCGAGGAAGUGAAGAAGCUGGACGUUCUGAGCAACGAGCUCUUCAUCAACAUGCUGACUUCCUCCUUCACCACGUGCGUCCUCGUGAGUGAGGAGAAUCAGCAUGCCAUCGAGGUGGAGACGGAAAAGCGCGGCAAGUACAUCGUAUGCUUCGACCCCCUCGACGGCUCGUCCAACAUUGACUGCCUCGUCUCGGUCGGCUCGAUAUUCGGAAUUUACAAAAAAGCCGAACAAGCCGGGGAAUCCGACAUGGUUCAGGCGGCCCUCCAACCUGGUCGGAACUUGGUCGCAGCGGGAUACGCUCUCUACGGUUCAGCGACCAUGAUAGUGCUCUCCAUCGGCCGCGGCGUUAACGGAUUCACGUACGACCCGGCCAUCGGGGAAUUUAUACUGACCGAAAGGAACAUGCGUCUGCCUGCCAAAGGCGACAUAUAUAGUAUUAACGAAGGCCACGAGGGUGCCUGGGACUCCUCCAUUAAGGAAUAUAUACGCACGAAGAAAUACCCCGUGAGUGGAAAGCCGUAUAGCGCCAGAUACGUGGGUUCUAUGGUCGCAGACGUGCACCGAACGAUUAAAUAUGGCGGUAUAUUCCUAUAUCCCGCGACCAGCAGCAAUCCCAAUGGCAAGUUGCGACUGCUGUACGAGUGCAUACCAAUGGCCUUUAUAAUCAAGGAAGCCGGUGGUCUCGCGACAAACGGAAAAAUUGAUAUUCUGGACGUUAUGCCGGAGAGCAUUCAUCAGCGAUCGCCCAUUUUCUUGGGCUCCAAGGACGACGUUAACGACGUAAUGGCGUGUAUAAAAAAUAACGCCAGAGAAUGAAGUCAAUCUUGGUGGAACGAUCUCUCCGGAAUCUCUCCCGAAUACUUGAGCGAAUCUGUCUCCUUUGAUACCUCGGAUAUUAUUGUCUCCCUCAAUUUUGUAAUAAACCACGUGUUUCUUAUCCCA